Dunckerocampus dactyliophorus (ringed pipefish) is the source of this 10431-nucleotide messenger RNA. RefSeq names its product glutamate receptor, ionotropic, AMPA 4b (gene gria4b). Gene Ontology annotation, molecular function: transmitter-gated monoatomic ion channel activity involved in regulation of postsynaptic membrane potential; AMPA glutamate receptor activity. NCBI's taxonomy places the organism in Eukaryota, Metazoa, Chordata, Actinopteri, Syngnathiformes, Syngnathidae. The coding region runs from base 270 to 2582 and encodes 770 amino acids. Gene Ontology annotation, cellular component: AMPA glutamate receptor complex; plasma membrane; dendritic spine. The record is from RefSeq and is a predicted model, not a curated record. Gene Ontology annotation, biological process: modulation of chemical synaptic transmission; synaptic transmission, glutamatergic; monoatomic ion transport. The transcript has 13 exons.
GUGCGCAAAGCUCCAGCGCCGGACUGGACUGGACUGGACGCAGUUUGUCGGUCCAAACGAGAGCCGCUGCAAGGAAAAGGGGGGGUUGGUGGUGGCCCACAAUGCUCCAAAAACGGGGGGGAAAUAAUCAGACAUGGAUAUUUAAAUGCUUUCCAGCGGUUUCUCUCUUGUUUCUUUUUUCCCCCCUCCAAAUUUCCUCCUGAUUUAGAUGUUGCUGCUGUUUAAUUAGAGCUGCUCCAUGUCUCCCAUCACUUUAUAACCGCCACAAGAUGAGGAUUUCUUCUCGCCGCUGGUUUUUGUUGAUAUUUUGGGGCUUGUGGGGACUGUCGCUGGGUGCUUUCCCGAGCAGCGUUCAGAUCGGCGGACUCUUCAUCAGAAACACGGAUCAGGAGUACACCGCGUUCCGCUUGGCCAUCUUCCUGCACAACACCAGCCCCAAUGCCUCGGAAGCGCCCUUCAACCUGGUGCCUCACGUGGACAACAUUGAGACGGCAAACAGCUUCGCCGUCACCAACGCCUUUUGCUCCCAGUACUCCCGCGGUGUCUUCGCCAUCUUCGGCCUCUACGACAAGCGAUCGGUGCACACGUUGACAUCCUUCUGCAGCGCCCUGCACAUCUCCCUCAUCACGCCCAGCUUCCCCACCGAGGGCGAGAGCCAGUUCACGCUGCAGCUCCGGCCGUCCAUCCGGGGAGCGCUGCUGUCCUUGCUGGAUCACUACGACUGGAACAAGUUUGUCUUCCUCUACGACACAGAUCGAGGUUACGCCAUCCUGCAGGCCAUCAUGGAGAGGGCGGGCCAGAACAACUGGCAGGUGAGCGCCAUCUGCGUGGAGAACUUCAACGACGCCAACUACCGCCGCCUGCUGGACGACCUGGACAGGCGGCAGGAGAAGAAGUUUGUGAUCGACCUGGAGGCCGAGAGGCUGCAGAACAUGCUGGAACAGAUUGUCAGCGUGGGAAAACACGUCAAAGGCUACCAUUACAUCAUGGCCAACCUGGGUUUCAAAGACAUCAAUCUGGAGCGCUUCAUGCAUGGCGGCGCCAACGUGACGGGCUUCCAGCUGGUGGACUUCAGCAAUGCUAUGGUCAUCAAACUGAUGCAGCGCUGGAACAAGCUGGAUCAGAGGGAGUACCCGGGUUCCGACGCCCCGCCCAAGUAUACGUCGGCGUUGACCUACGACGGGGUGAUGGUGAUGGCCGAGGCCUUCAGGAACCUCCGCCGGCAAAAGGUGGACAUUUCCCGAAGGGGCAACGCCGGCGACUGCCUGGCCAACCCCGCCGCCCCGUGGAACCAGGGUAUCGACAUGGAGCGUACUCUCAAACAGGUGCGGCUGCAGGGAUUAACAGGUAAUGUCCAGUUUGACCACUAUGGCCGCAGGGUCAACUACACGAUGGACGUGUUUGAGCUGAAGAAUAAUGGACCCAGACGGAUUGGCUACUGGAACGACGCCGACAAGCUGGUGCUGAUCCAGGACUCGCCGCACCUUCCCAACGACACGUCCGGCAUGGAAAACCGCACGGUGGUGGUGACCACCAUCAUGGAGGGUCCCUAUGUGAUGCUUAAGAAGAACUGGGAGAUGUACGAGGGCAACGACCAAUAUGAAGGAUACUGCGUGGACCUGGCCUCUGAGAUCGCAAAGCACAUCGGCAUCAAGUACAAGAUCUCCAUCGUCCCCGAUGGCAAGUACGGCGCCCGGGACCCAGAGACGAAGAUCUGGAACGGCAUGGUCGGGGAGCUGGUGUACGGGAAAGCGGAAAUCGCUGUGGCCCCUUUGACAAUCACUUUGGUCCGGGAAGAGGUGAUCGACUUCUCCAAGCCCUUCAUGUCGCUGGGCAUCUCCAUCAUGAUCAAGAAGCCCCAGAAAUCCAAACCGGGCGUCUUCUCCUUCCUGGACCCGUUGGCCUACGAGAUCUGGAUGUGCAUCGUGUUCGCCUACAUCGGCGUGAGCGUGGUGCUCUUCCUGGUCAGCCGCUUCAGCCCGUACGAGUGGCACACCGAGGAGCCCGAGGAGGGCACCGACGGUCCGCCAAGCGACCAGCCCCCCAAUGAGUUUGGCAUCUUCAACUCGCUCUGGUUCUCCCUGGGCGCCUUCAUGCAGCAGGGCUGCGACAUCUCUCCCAGGUCCUUAUCCGGUCGGAUUGUCGGCGGCGUGUGGUGGUUCUUCACCCUCAUCAUCAUCUCGUCCUACACGGCUAACCUGGCCGCCUUCCUCACUGUGGAGAGGAUGGUGUCCCCCAUCGAAAGCGCAGAGGAUCUGGCCAAGCAGACUGACAUUGCAUACGGAACUUUGGACUCUGGUUCCACUAAGGAGUUCUUCAGGCGCUCCAAGAUAGCAGUCUACGAGAAGAUGUGGGGCUACAUGAAGUCGGCCGAGCCCACCGUCUUCACCAAGACCACGGCGGAGGGCGUGGCGCGCGUGCGCAAGUCCAAGGGGAAGUACGCCUUCCUGCUGGAGUCCACCAUGAACGAGUACACGGAGCAGCGCAAGCCGUGCGACACCAUGAAAGUGGGGGGCAACCUGGACUCCAAAGGCUACGGUGUAGCCACGCCCAAGGGUUCACAGUUAAGGUGGGUGGAAUAGUGUAACAAUAUGGUCUACGUGUUGUUAUGGUAUUCCACCUUCCCUGGUGUGCCGCCUUUCGCUGAAUGUCACCACUUCCUGCUCAGUGCAGAGUGGGCGGGGUCUUUUUUUCUGAUUUUACAUCUGUGUUUGGUGCAUGAGUGCUGCUUUUUUUUUUAUAUCUAAUCUAUUCCUCCACAGUUGAUCCAGCUCAGGUAAAACUGUCUUUGCAUGGCAUGCCUCUGGUUUAUCACUCAUUUUAAGGUAAUGAGCAUGACUGAAAAGGAAAAGGAUUAGCUCUUCUUUUGACUUGUGGACACCAUGUGAAUGCGAAGCCCUGACCUGACUUUGCGGCUGCAGAGUGGAAUUUACAGACGUUUAGUGGACACAGUGUCCUUACUAGGUGUGUAACGGCACAUGUAUUCAUGAUGUGAUUCUUCAGUACGGCACGGAGGGGUACUGAGUUCCCACACGGAACACAUUCAGUGUAUACGGUCACGCAUCUACUCCAUAAACAAAUCCAGCGCAUCUCAGCCUUUAGCUAGCAGGAUUCAUGGCGAUCCAUCCAUCCAUCCAUCCAUCCAUCCAUCCAUCCACCCACCCAUCCAUCUUCUUCCGCUUAUCCGAGGUCGGGUCAUGGGGGCAGCAGCCGAAGCAGAGAAGUCCAGACAUCCCUCUUCCCGGCUACUUAGUCCAGCUCCUCCCGGCAGAUCCUGAGGUGUUCCCGAGCCAGUCGAGAGACAUAGUCCCUCCAACGUGUCCUGGGUCUUCCCCGAGGCCUCCUACCAGUUAGAUGUGCCCUGAAAACCUCCCCAGGGAGGCAUCCAGGAGACAUCCUGACCAAAUGUCCGAGCCACCUCAUAUUGCUCCUCUCAAAGUGGAGGAGGGGCGAUUCUACCCUGAGUUUCUUCCAGAUGACAGUGCUUCUGACCCUAUCUCUAAAGGAGAGCCCAGCCACCCUAUAGAGGAAAUACAUUUCGUCCGCUUGUACUUGCAAUCUUGUUGUUUCGGUCACUAUCCAACGCUCAUGACCGUAGGUGAGGGUAGGAACGUAGAUCGACUGGUAAAUUGAGAGCUUUGCCUUUCGGCUUAGCUCUCUCUUCACCCACAACGGACCGAUGCAAAGUCCGCAUCACUGCAGACGGCGCAUCAAUCUGCCUGUCGAUCUUGUGCUCCAUCACUCGUGAACAAGACUCCUAAGGUAUAUAAAAAACUCGUCCACUUGGGGCAAGAUCUCAUCCCAACCCAGAGGUGGCGCUCCACCCUUUUCCAGGCGAGAACCAUGGACUUGGAGGUGCUGAUUCUCCUCCCGGCUGCGAACCGACCCAGCAGGACCACAUCAUCUGCAAAAAGCAGAGACCCUACCCUGCAGCCGCCAAACGGGAUUCCCUCAAUGCUGUGGCUGCGCCUAGAAAUUCUGUUUACAACGGUGUGUUUCAAACAUGCUGUCCAUGAAGGAACACGUGGUUACAUUUCACUUACAAGGGACUCAGGGACCUGCAGGAGGGAGGAAGCUCAUUUCAUUCGCUUGUACCCACAAUCUUGUCCUUUCGGUCACGACCAAAAGCUCAUGACUCUCGAGUCAUGGCAGAUCAGUGAAGAUGGGGAACAGGGCUACAAACUGGAACUUUUCACGCUGCACUUCAGGCAGGAAGGAAUUUUGAUUUCCUUAAAAUACAUUUCAUUGUAUUUUUUUGAGAAUUACCUAAAAAGUCUUGUGUUUGGAUUUUGUCCCCUUACUGACCUGAAAGGUGACCUUAAAAACGAGGUACGCUACAGAACUGAUUAGGCACCAUGACACCCCAUUAUUACCGUGGGUGGUCAUCGAUCAGAGCCUGGCGGCCAGGUCUCGCUGGAGGGAAAGGAUAAAUGUGGAGCCUCCGUGACGAUUGCUUGCAGAGAAAGUGUGGCAGCCUCCAGAUUGUGUUGCAGCUCCAGUGCAGUAGAAACAAAUUGCUGAAAAAUGAAGUGGUGUUUGGCACGGUGGCCACUAAAUCAAACAUCUGUAAAUUCCAAGUGGAGCAGCAGUAGCUGCUGGGAAAAAGUCCCUGACAGAUGACACCGGUCCCUUCUUCCGAGCCUCCAUCUUGUUAUUUCGGGCUGGAUUAUCGUCUUCUGCCAGUCACUUGUCCUCCUUAUCAGUAGUUAAAAAAAAAAAAAAACACGUCCAGAGCAGUUGUCGUUCAGGGCUUCUACUUCACAAUCAUUGACCGCUUUGUGUUUCCAAAGCUGACUUGUUUGUGGGUUUUGUCGAAAAUGAUGGGGAUUGAAAUCCAGGAUCAAAACGCACACUGAGCCAAAUCUCGCCAUUCUUCUCGAAAGAAAGAAAGCUGUGAAAUCAUCAACAAUUUUCCAAAUAGGCAAUCAUGCACAAAUCACGGAACAACAGGUGUCAGCAAUGAUGAAUUAGCUGCUAAAUAGACCGUCAAAGCCCAACAAAAAGACCAAAAACAAUCCAAAACAUGUCAAUUCCUGUCGUUGGCGGUAAUGUGCUUGUAUUUAUCUCAUCACCGUCGAAUGGAUCUUGGGCUGUUACAACAAAAAGCAAAAAUAAAUUUGGCAAGCUGUACCUUAACCCCUAAAAAUGUAACAGGUUUGUCUUUGAGAUGACGUAGUGUGAAUAUUUGAUAUAAUGAUGAUUGUGUGCAUCUUCAUCAAUAGCCCCACCAUAUUGUUCAAUUUAGGCCAGCAUUUUCCAUCAUACUCUUCCUUGUGGGGAGACUGUGCACCAGACAAAUAGGAUAAUUACGGGGUUUAGUCGUGGUUUAUUGCUAAAAUCGUUUAUACAGUUUCAUCCUUACGCUGCAAAAUCUGAAAUCAAACUGACAACGUAGUAUUUUUGGGCAGAUACUUAGUGCAAAAAGUUGACUAAAAACAGGUGUUUUCCAAAGUGCGGCCCGGACACCAUUUGUGGCUGUUUUUUUUUUUUUUGUAUUGGCCCACGGCACAUUCUAAAAAUGUUAUUUAACAAGAAAAACUAAAAAAAAUCUGCAGUAAUUUUACAAGAAUAAAGUCGAAAUAUGAAGGGAAAAAAGUUGCAAUCUAACAAGAAAAAGUUGUAAUUUUACUUGAAUAAAAUGUGACGUUCCGAGAAUAAAGUCCAAAUAUUAUGAGAAUCAAGUCACGCAUGCAAGAUUUAACAAGGUAGUUGAAAUAUUUGGGAAAUUUGAGAAAACACCAAAAAUGGGGAAAAAAGAGCAAAGAGUGAACUUAAUAGGCGUUUUCACCGAUAUCACAAAGCUGAGAUGCAGUUUUUCUUCAUAUAUACAUAAAUAACUUCCUAGCAUACUGUAUCUACAAGUGCUCCUUUACAAAAUAUCAAAGUAGUAGUAUCCUUUCAUUUUCACGAUGUGGCCCUCGCUGGAAAAACUCUCGGACACCCCAGACGUACAGUAAAGGGCUAGUUGGGAUUUUUUUGACAUGAAGUUGUAUGCCAUCCCCAUCAGCAGUGUAGUCCAGCAACAGUGACUUACCCCCCCAGUUGGUCCCGUGAGCCCGGUUCUGGUCGAAUAUCAGUGACGAGGAACGUAGUUCCGCUUAGUUGCUUCUCCAAACAAUAUGCGUUCAAAAGAGUAAUACAUUUCGCAUGGCAAAAAUGCUCAAAGAACAUGCGAGCGUCUUCAUCACAUCCACAAGAAUGCAUAGGCGACGGUGCGCAGGGAUACGGCGGAAGGCAAACAUAACGCCGGUCUUCAGCAGGUACACGGCCAAGACCAGGGAUCUUGGUCUCUAAAAGGUUGGUGACCACAGCGUCAGACUAUUCCAAGGGCCCCUGGCAAAUAGGUCAUUAUUAAAAAAGAAACUUUUGCGUGGAUUUCUACUAUUUCACACAAACCUGAAUUUAAUUUGACGCAUGUUUUGGAGUAAUACGAACACAUGGGAAAUAAACUGUUAAAUCAUUUCUUUUUAAAAUAUCUUUAUGAAAUAGAAAUGUUUCCUGCUUAAGUUAAAAGAGAAUAAAUUGAGUGUCCAGGCUGCUGGGGUGUCCAACUUUCACCACGAUUAGAUUUGUCAACUAGUUGUGUUUUAUUUGUGACUGGCAACAUCUCAAUUGUACACUACUUUAUUUACCAAGCACAUUUCCACGCAAACGGUGUGGCCAUCGUCUUUAUGUUAUUUUGUGCUCAUUUGUCAUUAUAUAAAAGCAGAAAGUAUGAAUUCAACAGUUGUCAUAAAAAAACACUAAGAGUUGAAGUAAAUAUUCUUUGACCCUUUGGUGAGCUACUGAAAAUCAGCUGAUAGUACCGCCAUCAUAAGGCUGGACACACCAUGUGUUUACGUUCAUUAAACAACCACACAAAUAGUGUUUGGAGGACAACACAUAAUUAGUAUCAUGACAACAAGAGAGCAAAAUUGUUCAGUGACACUUGAAAAAGUUAGUACGUACCCCGUGAACGUCAUACCCACUUGUAGCUUCCCCGUGGGACAAAAACGAGCUCCAAACUAACCGCAUUGCUUGUUUGUUUUAAAAACAAAAUGUUACUGUCCGAAGACCAGAAGCUAACUGCACACCAUGUUAACUCUAGCUAGCGAGCUAGCUAGCUGCCGCCACUGACAGCUGAGCGGUGUUCUUGCAUUAUUAACUGAAAACCUGAAUGAAAAGCAGGCUGCAGGCGCUUCAUGUCAUCGUGGGGGGGCUACCUGGUCGGCACCACUUUGGUGACCCCCUGGGCUAUAUGUUAUGAAAGGGGAACUAUAAAAUUUAGGCAAAAACAUAUUUGACUUACUUUUUCAAAAGUAAAGAUCAGGCGUCUUCUUUAAGGAGACUUUGGAUGCAAGAGCAGCUUGAUGGCGCUCCAGCAGGACCCUAAGCAGCCAACCCGGUUUCCUCCACCGUCGCCGACAGCCGGCCAUCCGGUCGGACGAAUCCAACCACUGUUCGGGCUAUCACGGGUGCGUGUCCCACGUUUUGGCUAAUUAACCGCCGUCCAACCGACGAUUACAUCGCGAGCUGCGCAAACAUGCAGUAGCAGGUACAUUCAUGAUAACAUGUAAUACUUACAGUAUUUUGGUCAUUUGAAGCAGCACCGGAGCUUCCUUCCAGAGGCCACAGCAACCAACGCUACUUCAGUCAACAGCAACAGAGCGAGCGUUACCUAUCACUAAUCAUGGCAGACUGCGUUAGAGCUGACGACCGACUACUACUUUUUACUUUUACUAGAAUAACGUUGCUCGUCCAGCUAUAGUGAAACACUAAUCCGGUCUCAUAGCGUUAGCGUGUAGCACUCAUGCUAAAACCAGAAUGAAACAGUCACUUACAAUGUCCGCUCUCGCUGGGAUGCCGACUGAGGGGAUGACGGUAUCUUUCAGCACAAGGCUUGUGCUCCCCGCUGAGCUGCUAAAUUAAAUUCAAACUCACAGGCGAUGCAGCAGCUUCAUUAGCUUCCGUUGCCUCUCGGUAGUAGUGAUGUGCGGAUUGAUGGAUACCUCCGAUACCAGAUCUCUAGGCUCUAAAAUCGAUUGUCAAACCAAAAUAUCGGCGCUUUGAUAGGUCAGUCAUUUGAGGUCGUGUAUAUCAUUAACAGGAACGCAGUGGAAAGUCACUGAAUGAUUGAGAUCUUGUCUAAAUAAUAUGCACUUUACAACAAAUGAGGCUGCACGGUGGCCAAGUGGUUAGCAUGGCUCCAGCGACCCUAAUGACGACUAAGUGGCCAUGAAACUGAAUGAACAAAAUAAAUGAAUAAAUUCCUCCGAUGUCUUAUAUUGUUUAUUUCACGAGCUAUGCUAUGAUUUGAAAUACACUACCUUUUCAAAUGUACCCGACAUGUUAGGUGUUUGAGGUGGAACGAUACACAAAAUUCACGCUUCGGUUCAGUCGAUGCGUUUGUGUUACGGUUCGAUAUUUUUUCCAUACAAAAAAAUAAAUCACCUUGUCUUUUUUAAUUAGAAUUUUAUUGAAAUUGCCAACAUUUUCCACACUUCAACAUUUUCAGCCUGGUACGAAUGUGGGAGGCGGAGCUCAGUGGCUCUGUGCUCGACCAUGCAACCCAAGCCAGAGUAGUUGAUCGCAGAUACGCUGAGCUUUCAGCACAGAGUGCCAUCAGAAGUUGAUCAAAUAAACAUGAAACUGCGUAUUGUUGGAUACAAGGGUCACGGUUCCGUACGCAUGUGUAUUGAACGGUUCGAUACAGAUACUGUACAUGUAUUGUUACACCCCUAUCAGGUGUAUUUGCACAAAGUAUCGGUAUCAGAUUGGUAUCGCCGAUGCAAGCCUUAAUUUUACUCAGUAUCGAAUCAGAAACAAAAUCAGUGAGGCGCUGAGUCACUACGCCAGCAAAGUAGUUCUUCAGUGUUGCUGUAGCUUGGUUCAUAUGCACGUCACGUUCAAUGGAACAGUGUUGGCAUUUUUGGAGGGAUUUUUCCUUUUAUUUUUUGUGCUUUAUAGGCGGAAUAGGUGUGUCCCAUGAUGUGCACUGUUAGCAACCUCAUGCUAGCUGUUUUUCUCUGUUUAGAAUACACAGAAAAAGGAGAGCGUUGUGUUCAUGUUUCACAGAAGGAUUGUGGGUGAUGGGAAAAAUAAAACAAGAAAGUUUUCAUGGGUUUUCACGUUGAAACAACUGCGAUGUUCCAAAAACAGGUGGAUGUGUUGAUAACUUUUGUUAAACAUUAUAUAUCUUAAAUCGAAAAUAAUUUUAUUAAAAUGGUAAAUAAAUUAAAUACACAUUCAUUAACACAUAAACACACACAAAAGUACUGAAAAUUGGUACCACUGAGUACCGAUACCGGGCCUCUACCGUAUACCUAGAGGGCGCCAACAUUCCAACGUAUACAAACAUCAUAUCCCGCGCUCUUUCUGCUUCGAGUACAUAAGCUAUGCUGGCGUAACACACACACACACACACACAAGUUGUUUGCUGUCCGCUACGAUACGGCUACGUUUAAUUACUAACCUUAGCUAUGAAGGGUGUCACAAGAUCUCGUGAGAUUAAAGCGUGACAAGGACACUAAGCACUAAGCCUGGGAUGAUAAUAAAUUAAUGAAAUAUUAAUGAAAUAUUAAUGAUCAUUUUGUCGGCCCAAUGUCUUGCCAUGUGCAUGCAUGUCUGAUGUCCUUGUCUCUUGCCUCCAAGCAGGCAGGAAGAGGAUUCGCUCUGGGCAUUGGUUUCAGCACCUUGGCACGUUUGUUCCAUAAAACAACGGCAUGAACCGAGUGAGCCCUUUGACAGUCCCCUUGUCUCGGUGCAGGCGGGGCCGCUGGCAUGCGCACAAAUUGCAGAGAGAGUGUAGCCUUUUGAGGAGCAAUGCAGGGUAACAUAGUACAAAUUAGUAGAUUGCAAUACAUUCAUUGUACUUUUCCUAAAAGUAAUGUUAAAAUGUCGUCUCGUUCUCGUAGACCCAAUCUCGUGUAUCAUCUCGUCUCAUGACACCCCUGUUAGCUAUUAUUGACUGUUUAGCCAGUCAUAAAUCAGCGUGAAUGAAAAUUGUUGAUUGCCUUCGUGCGUGUGUGUGUGUGUGUGUGUGUGUGUGUGUGUGUGUGUGUGUGUGUGUGUAACCCCUACCAGAGAUGGUGGUCUUCUGUUUUUUUAGUUGGAAAAAAAUGAGCCGGUUGCAACCAGUACCUUUAAGAUCUUAAAAAAAAAAAAAAACAGGUGGGAUUUGGCGUCCAGUGUGUGUUUGUUUCCGAGAAUGAAAUUAAUGCACUUUUUUUACACCCUCUCCUCUCUCUCUUUUUCUCAUUCUAAACUUUCCUCUCCCGCUCUCCAAUUGGAUGACUUAUUCACCCCUUUUUUCCCCCCCCACUUUAUGGUUUUCAAGAAGCGCCGUUAACCUGGCCGUGUUAAAACUCAAUGAGCAGGGCCUCUUGGACAAAUUGAAAAACAAGUGGUGGUACGACAAAGGAGAGUGUGGCAGCGGAGGCGGUGGCGAGAAGG